ACUGUGCUGUUCUGUGCUGCUGCUAUUUAGUUGGACCAAGAUUACCUCUAUUUGUGUAUUAUUUUUUUAAUAGUUGCUUACUAAAACAUGUUAUCCACUGCCGCAAGAAAUAUUUCGUCGGUGUUUACUUGUUAGUAUGUGCUUCAGUGAACAAGUGCAAAGAACUCAAGUGAAAGCGCGCAACCGACCACUGUCAGUACUGUGUUGGCUGAAAAGUUUGAUCAAAGUUUCUAGUGGGAGUGGUGUGUAUUGUCAUGACCCGGAAAAUAUUAUCAGUUCGGUAUCCAGAGGAGUGAACUGAUCGGCGGCAGAUAACCCCUGUAGAAGAGGAUGGAGUCAAGUUAUGUCGAUGAAAGAGAGGACGUGCAGAAGAAGACAUUUGCCAAAUGGAUUAACUCGCAACUGGUAAAGAAUGCGAAGCCGCCGGUGGAGGAUCUGUUCCGCGACCUGCGCGAUGGCGAGGUGCUGCUGUCGCUGCUAGAGAUCCUGACAGCGCAGCAGUACAGGCGCGAGCGCGGACGCAUGCGCGUGCACCACGUCAACAACGUAAAUACGGCGCUGGCCGCGCUCGAGGCCAGCGGCGUGCGCCUGGUCAACAUCUGCGCCGCCGACGUCGUCGAUGGCAACCCCAAGUUGAUCCUAGGCCUGGUGUGGUCGGUGAUCGUGCACUGGCAAGUCCAAGGGCAGCUGGCGCCGGAGCUGCAACACUCUUCGCUCGAGCGCACGCUGCUCGCCUGGUGCCGCGCGCACACGCAGAACUACAGCGGCGUUGAUGUGCGCGACUUCACCGUAUCCUGGUCGGAUGGGCUGGCGUUCAACGCGCUGCUGCACCGCUGGCGGCCGCAGCUGUUCGACUACGCGGCUGUGCUGCCGCGUCCUCCCGCCGCGCGCCUCGACCACGCUUUCGCGCUGGCGCACGCGCAUCUUAACAUCCCGCGUCUGCUCGAUGUCGAGGACGUGCACACGCCGCACCCGGACAAGAAGUCGAUCAUGAUGUACGUGAUGUGCCUGUUCCGCGCGCUGCCGCACGCGCCGGAGGACGCGCCCCCCGCCUCGCCGCCCGCCUCCCCUGCCGCCGAGCCGCACACUAACUCUGCUGAUUUUGCCACCUUCGCUGAGGGUGGCGGCAGCCGGCCGGUGUCGGGCGCGACGUCGGCGUCGGCGGAGCUGGGCGGGUACGGCGCCGCGCUGGAGGACGUGCUGGCGUGGCUGCUGGAGGCCGAGGAGCGCUUGGCCGCGCAGCCGCCGCUCGAGCGGGCUGCCGCCGGCGCCGGCGCCGACGACGCGGACGAGCGACCUGCCGAACUGCACGCGCUCAAGCAGCACUUCCACACGCACGAGCGGUUCUUGCUGGAGCUGUCGGAGCAGCAGGCGCGCGUGGGCGGCGUGCUGGAGGCGGGCGCGCGCCUGCUGGCCGAGGGCGGGCUGGCGCGCGACGAGGCACACGAAGUGCGCUUGCAGAUGCGCCUGCUCAAUCAGCGCUGGGAGCAACUGCGCGCGCACGCUAUGGACCGCCAGGCGCACGUGCACGCCGCGCUCAUGCGCGCGCAGCACGACAACCUCGAACAUUUCCGGCGGUGGUUGACGGCGACGGAGGACCGCAUGUCGCGCAUGGGCGGCAGCGGGCUGAGCGCGGUGCGCGCGCUGCACGCGGACCUGCGGCGGCAGCAGCCGCUGGUGGACGCGCUGGCCGACUGCGUGGUGGUGGUGGAGGGCGGCGACGAGGGUGGCGAGGCGGCCGCCGUUGCCGAGAUCGAGGACCAGCUGACGGCGCUGGGCGAGCGCUGGUCGCACACCUGCCAGUGGACGCUGGCGCGCCUGCAGCGCCUCGAGGACCUGCAGCGCCGCGCCGCGCACCUGCGGGACACCCACGCCCGCCUGCUCGCGCUCGCUGACGCUUACGAGCACCAACUCAAACAGAUGGAGGCGGGUGAGGCGGGCGAGGUGGGCGCCGUGUUGGCGCGCAUGGAUGCGCUGCGGCGCGCGUGGCGCGGAGUGGCGCGUGCGCGGUCGGGCGCGGCGCGUCAGUUGGACGCUGCGCAGGCGCUGCUGGCGGAGAGCGCGGACGCGGGUGCCGCCGCCGCCGCCGCCGCCGAACUGCGCGACCGCGCCGACGCGCUUCUCGACCGGCUGCACGCCCUGCAGGACAUCCUCCACGUACAGGCACAUCGGAUUAAAGAUUUAGGAUUCGAAUUUGACAUCGAGUCUCAGCUGGAGGAAAGUCCGGAAGCAAGUGACAUAGAUGCUAUGGAACAAGACCAGAUGGAGACGACACUCACUGAGGAUGGCGUGGAGCGAGAGGUCAGCUCGGAUAAAGAGCAUCGAAUGGAGAGUACAGAGCGAAUAGAGACCACGGAACAGAUAGCGGACACGAAACCGGCAGAGAGCACAGGACAGACAGAGAGCACGGAACAGACAGAGAGCACAGAGAUCGCGGAGCGGACGGAGGGCGCGCGCAAGAAGCCUCGCCUGUCGCACGAACCGCCCGCAGACCAGCCCGCUGCGCUGGCCACGCGUGACCAACAUUCUACCUCUGAUGGUAACAUCGAGAUGGACAACGAUGAGUCCCAACUAGUCGAAAAGGAGACUGUCAAUGAAAAAAUGCAAGCGUCAACCAAACUGGAGGAAAGCCAGGAACCGCCCUCGACAGCAGCCGAUGUGGAACACGUCGGGGCGGGCGGCGAGGUGGGCGCGCGCUGCGCGGCGCUGGAGGCGUGGCUGGCGCGCGUGGCCGCCGACACGCCCGCCGAGCACGAGUGCGCCAUCGCCGACUCCGCGCAGCUCUACCACGUGAAGGCGCGCUUCCAGGCGCUCAAGGACCAGUGCGACAACCAAACCGCAGAGUUUCGCGCCGUCAACGAAGCUGGUAACGACAUCCUGCUAGCGGCGGCGGCGGGCGGCGCCGGCAGCGAUGAGGCGGCGGCGCUGGCUCGCCGGCUGACGGCGCUCAACGCGCGCUGGAACCAGGUCACGCACGGCGUCUACGAGCGUUACAAGGUGCUGGCGGAGGCGUGGCACGAGUCGGGCGAGCUGCGUGCGUGGCUGGCGCAGGAGGCGGCGUGGCUGGAGGGGCUGCAGAGGCGGCUGCAGGACGCGCCGCACACGCAGCCCGCCGACGCCGAGGAGAUCGCCGACCGGCUAUACGAUCUGGAGAGUUAUGUUCAGAACCAUAGCUCGGAACGACUAGCGCGCAUUCAAGACGUGGGGCGGCAGCUGGCGGACGCGCACAUCAUGACGGGCUGGAUCCAGGCGGAGCUGGAGGCGCUGAGUGCGCGCGGCGCAGCGUUGCGGGCGCAAGCGGCGCGCCGCGCCUCCGAGUUGGAGGAGGCGGCUCGUGCGCAGGCCACCUGCGAAGCCGCUUUGGACCACGUGCAGCAGUGGCUGGAGUCGCUGCCCGCGCGGCUGGCGCAGCAUGAGGUGCCGGAGCUGCAAGCGCAGUUGGCGGCGGCGCGUGCGCGCCUGGCCAGCGUGGAGGCGGCCGCCGAUGCCCAGCGCGCUGCUGGCCACCAGGAGCGCGCCGCGCGCCUCGCCGCGCAGCUCACGUUGCUGCAGGACAAGUUCGCAGCGGCGGAGGAGCAGUUGGCGGGGCUGAGCGGCGCCCCGCUGUCGCCAGACGAGCCUGAGCAGGAAACGGCGCAGGCCGAGGAGGCAGCGGCGCUGGAGGCGCGGCUGGCGCGCGCCACGGUUGCGCUUCGUGAGGUAGAGCGCGGCGCGGCGCACGCGCUACCGUUGCCCGGCGCAGAACCCGAUGCCGUGCGCGCGCAGCUGCGACGCACACUGAGGCUGUACCGCACGCUGAGCGAGCUGAAGGGCGAAGUGGAGGGCGCGAUCCGCAGCGGACGGCGCGUGGUGGAGGCGGGCGGGGGCGGCGCCGACGGGGCGGGGCUGUCGGCGCGCAUCGACGCGCUCAAGGAGCUGUACAACCGGCUGGGCGCGCGCGUUACGGACGCCAAGGCGCGGCUGGAGGGCGCGCUGCUGCACGCGCGCGAGAUGCACGCCGACCUGCACGCGCUGGCCGCGUGGCUCGAUUCGCGCGCCGCCGCCGCGCCGAAGCAGGCGCUGGAGCUGGAGAUGUCGCGCAUGGAGGCCGUCAAGGACAAGCUCAACGCCAACUACGCGCAGUUCGCCAGCAGCUGCGACGCGCGCCACCUGGACUCACUGCGCGACCAGAUCGAGCGCAUCAACGCGCGUUGGGACCAGCUGCGCAAGCCGCCGCCCGCGCCGACCUCGCCCGCCGCUCCUGCGCACACCGACUUGCAGGCGGGCGAGGCGCCGCACUACGAGUGCGUGACGGACACGAUCAAGCGGCGGCUCGAGAGCCCGCAGAGCGCGCGCCGCGACGCGCCCGACGACAAGCCCGACCUGAAGCGCUCCAAAAUCCCGCUGGCGCUGCGCAGCCCCGCGCCCGUGCGCCGGCGCCUGCAGCACGCCGGCUCACGCGCCCAUGAUACACACCGACACACAUCUCCAGACAAACAUGACAAUCACUUCCAAAACCAAUUGGGUUUACAUUCUUCGAACAAAAUAGAUUCAUCGGCGCAACAAGAACAUUCCGAAUCGGGCACUCAUCAAGAUAUCGCUGUAAGCGCUCGUGAAAUUGCUAAAUCGGCGGAAUGUCCCACGGAAGGGGAGAAGCCGGACAUAAAUGGCGGGGAGGAGAGCGGGCGCGCGGACGCGGCGCUGGAGUUCGUGCCAGAGGGCACGGCGGGCGACGCGGCGGAGGAGGCGCGGGCGCCGGAGGGGCAGGGCGCGCCGCCCGCCGUGCACCUGGGUUCCGAGCCGCGGACCUUCGUGGUGGAGGUGCGCCGGCUGGAACGCCGCAUGCGCCCUACGCUCGGAGUGUUGAAGUGCCGCGCCGAGGAUCACUCGCCGCCGCCGCCCGACGACGCUUCCACCGCCUCAGAUACACCGGAGACGCCGGCCACGCCCGACACGCCCUUGACACCUGACAUGCCUGUAACACUCGACACGCACGCGACCCCCGAGCAGGCGCAGCCGGCCCCGGACCCGGUGUCGCAAAUAGAUGCGCCCGCGACCAGCGCAGCACACCACGCGGACGACCGGCCACCCGGCGAGCCCGCAUCGCUCUUGGCUCAGGAAGUCAUAUAUACUGAAGUAGAGGAUACGCCUCAGUCGGCGGGCCGCGAGUGGGCGGCGAGCGCCCCGCUGUCGACGUCGACGCCGCUGAAGUCGGCGCCGAGCAAGCAGCACGUGCAGGUGGUCGCCAUGUCGCCCAAGCCUGCGUCCGCGCCCACCACGCCCACUCCCGGCACACCGCCCACACCUCCCGCGCCUAGGGCGCUGGAAAAAUACCAGAAAAUGGGUGACGCGCCACAAAAAGUAGAGAGCAAAGAGACCGCGUUAACGGAGGAAAAAACGGAAGAGUAUAGCGAAGACAAGAGCGUGGACCGCAGCGGAGGAGGAGAGCUGGUGCGCGCGCGCUGCCCGGAAGAGAGCGACCCCGAGCUGGAGCAGUUCGAGGAGGAGGCGGCGCAUAUGUCGCGCCGCAUGGACGUGAUGCUGCUCACGGUGCGCGGCGUGGCCAGCGAGCGCGACCCCGCCAAGCGGCUCGAGAUCCUGAAGCAUCAGCUGGGCGCGCUGGCGGAGGAUGCAGCGGCGCUGAUCUCUCGCGGGGACAGUCUCGUGUACGCGCUGCACGCGCGCAAUCCGCUGCUGGCGGACUGGGCGCAGGCGCGCGUGCAAGAUCGGCUGCGUGCCGAGUGGGCCGGCGUCAUGGCCGAGAUCGAGGCACGCCGCGAGCUGGCCGUGCGCGCCGAGGAGCAGGUGGUCGAGCUGCGUCGCCUCGUGGAGGCGUUGCGCGACUGGCUGGAGCGCGCCGCUGUCGCCCCGGACCCUGCAGACGUGGCCGCGCGCGAGCCCGACGUGGAGCGCGUGCAGGAGCUGUGCGCCGAGCUGCGCGCGCAGCGAGUGGCGCACCCCGAGCGCGCCGCCGCCGAUGCGUGCGCGGCCUGGGCGCGCCUCGCCGCCGCCACUCUGCCGCACCACGCGCACCCCGACGCUAAGAUCAAGCCGGACGGCGUGGAGGCGGCUUGCGGCGAGUACGUGACGCGAGCCAACCGCGCGCGCGAGGCGGUGGCGGCGCUGCGGGCCGCGCUGCGGGCGCCGCCGCUCGGGGGCAAGGACUACGACGACUUCCCUCUGCAGGAGGACGCGCUCGCGAAAGUGAAGGUGUCCCUGGACGAGGUGUCGAGCGGCGUGGAGGAGGCAGAGAAGGAAUACUCGUGGCUGGCGCGACAGGGGCGCGCGAGCGAGCUGGCGCGUGUGCGGCGCGUGCGCGACAAGCUGCGCGGCGAGCUCAGCGCGCUGUCUGAGGCGGUGGCGGAGCGGCGUGCGCGUUGGGCGCGCUGCCAGCAACAGUGGGCCGCUCUGUACGCCGCGCUCGAGGACUGCGGCGAGUGGCUGGACGCGUGCGAGACGCAGCUGGACCGCGUGCGGUGCGGCAGCACACCGCCGCAGGUGUGCAAGGAGACGCUGCAGCAGCUGGAGCGCGAGCUGGCGGCGCGGCGGCGCAGCACGGGCGCGUGGCGAGCAGCGGGCCGCGGCGUGGUGGCCGCGUGCGGCGGCCGGCUGGCGCGCGACGUGCAGGACCAGCUCGACCUGCUCAACGACCGCUGGCACCACGCGGCCAAGCACAUACACCAGCUCAGAGACAGAGUGAAUGCGGCGGAAGCAGCGGAGAGGAGGAGCCCCGGCGUGCCGACGGGGGCCGCGGGCGGAGCGGGGGGCGCGACGACGACGCUGCGCGCUGUGCGUGAGUUGCUGGACACCACCAGCGCCAACCCCUCGGACGCCACCAGCCUGUCCAUCCGGCUCAGCCUCGUCAAGGCGCGAGAGGAGGAGGUGUCGGCGCGCGCGCGUGAGGCGGCGCACGAGCCAGCGCUACGCCGCGACCUCGACCAGGCGGCGGGUCAGCUGAGCGCGCACCGUGAGUACAUCGGCAGCAAGCUGGCGGCGCUGGGCAAGUUUAGCGCGCGGCUGGAGGCGGCCGCCGCGUGGGCCGCCGCCGCGCGCCACCAGCCACCGCACGACCUGCAGGCGCAAGUGAGCGAACGUGAAGCGGAGGUGCGUGAGGUGCUGGAGAACUAUAACAACUUGGAGCGCGAGUGUGGCGCCGCGCAGCAGUGCGUGGCGGGCGAGCUGCGCGCGCGCGCCGCGCGCCUGCGCACUGACUGGGCGCAGCUGCGCGCCGACCACGCCGCUGCCCCGGCCGUCGCCGGUGCCGACCACGCGCCGCCGCCCGGUGAGUCGCACCUUACAAUGGUGACGGAGUGGUGCGCGCGCACGUCGCCGCGGCGCCGCUCCUCGCAGCCGCAGGCGCCGCCGGCCGCGCUUCUUGCGCACUUCGACACCAGCGUGCUACAGAUCCGUGACUGGGUGUCGGUGGAGGUGGACAUGCUGCGCGCGCAGCCCGUCGCGGUGGGCGACGUGGACGACAUCCUGCACCAGCUCGACAAGCAAAAGGGCGUGCUGCGCGAGCUGGAGCAAAAGAAACCGCAGCUGGACGAGCUGCUGCACACGGCCGAGAGCCUCAAGGGCACCGAAAACAGACAACACCUGCACGGGAAAGUUGCGACCGGGUUCCCGGCGUGGCGCACUAGCUCGCCGCUGUUACACUUGCGUGCACUCUUGAAAGUGACGGCGCUGCGCGAGCACUGGGAUGAGGCGAACGCGCGCGUGCUGCAGCGCAAGGCGCAACUGGACGCCAUGCUGGGCGACUCGCAGCGGUACGAGACGCGGCGGCGCGACGCCGACGCCUGGCUGACCCGCAUGGAGGCGCGGCUCGCCGCCAUGCAGCCGCCCGGGCACACCGCCGAUGUGCUCGAGAUGCAGCUGCGCGAACAGAAGUCGUUCCACGCGGAGGUGCACCAGUACAAGCACCAGGUGGAGCUGUUCGGGCAGCUGACGCAGCGGCUGAUCGCCGUGUACCGCAACGACGACACGUCGCGCAUCAAGCGCGCCACCGAGGCCGUCAACCACCGCUACACCGAGCUCAACAACAACAUCAUAGCGCGCGGCAAGGCGCUGCAGGGUGCGGUGUCGUCGCUGCAGAACCUGGACCGCUCGCUGGAGAAGUUCGUGGGGUGGCUGUCCGAGGCCGAGUCGCUGCUCGACGCCGCCGAGCGCGACCCGCAGCUGCUCAAGGACCUGCAGUCAGAGAUCGAGACGCACCGCGAUGUGUACGCGUCGCUCACGGGCACGGGCCGCCGGCUGUUGGGGUCGCUGUCCUCGCAGGAGGACGCCGUCAUGCUGCAGCGGCGCCUGGACGAGAUGAACCAGCGCUGGCACCACCUCAAGGCCAAGAGCAUGGCUAUCAGGAACCGUCUGGAGAGCAAUGCAGAACAUUGGUCGGCGCUGCUGCUGUCGCUGCGCGAGCUCACGGAGUGGGUGAUCCGCAAAGACACGGAGCUGACGGCGCUCGCGCCACCGCGCGGCGACCUCAACGCGCUGCUCAAACAACAAGAUGAUCACCGCGCGUUCCGCCGUCAACUGGAAGACAAGCGGCCCGUGGUUGAGAGCAACCUGCUCAGCGGGCGCCAGUACAUCGCCAACGAGCAGCCGCUCUCCGACACCAGUGACACCGAGCUUGGUCAGAACGAGGGCGACUCCCGCGGCUACCGCUCAGCAGAGGAGCAGGCUCGCGAGUUGGCGCGCUCCAUCCGGCGCGAGGUUACCAAGCUAGCGGACAAGUGGAACUCGCUGGUGGAUCGCAGUGACGCCUGGGGCCGCCUGCUCGAGGACGCUGUCCAGCGUGUGCGCACGUUCACAAAUUCGCUGGACGAGCUCGCGUCGCGCGUGCAGGCCGCGGAAGCCGCGCGCUCCUCGUGGCGCGGGCCGGGCGACGCUCGUGACGCCCGCGCGCAACUCGACGCCGUGUCGCGGGCGCGCGCGCAACUGCCGCCGCUGCGCCGCCUCGCCGACGAGCUCCAUGCGCAGGCGCAGACCCUCGCCCGCGACAAGAUACAGCUGCCUGAUCAUGUGCUGGCUAGACUUGAUGACUUGAACACUCGCGUGGGUGGACUAUGUGCCGGGGGCGAGGAGCGCGCCCGCCAGCUGGCGGGAGUGGCCCGCGAUGGCGGCGCCGGCGCGGCGCAGAGCUUCCUCGCUGGCUCAGUCGAGCCUCCGUGGGAACGAGCCGUUACACCUGCCAACGUUCCCUAUUACAUCAACCAUGAGCUGGAGACGACACACUGGGACCACCCGAAGAUGAUCGAGCUGAUGAACUCGCUGGCAGACCUGAACGAGGUGCGCUUCUCCGCCUACCGCACCGCACUCAAACUAAGGACCGUUCAGAAACAUCUCUGCAUGCACAUGUUGCAACUGCCGGCUGCACUAGAGGCAUUUGACUCUCACGGUCUGCGCGCGCAGAACGACCGCCUGAUCGACAUUCCUGACAUGAUCACUGUACUGACAUCACUGUAUGAGGUGAUUGCAGCAGAGAAUCCGAGCCUGGUGAACGUGCCGCUCUGCCUGGAUCUCUCCAUCAACUGGCUGCUGAACGUGUACGACAGCCAGCGCACCGGGCAGAUCCGAGUGCUCAGCUUCAAAGUUGGACUCGUGCUCCUCUGCAAAGGACAUCUCGAGGAGAAGUACAGAUACCUAUUCCGCCUGAUCGCGGACCCCUCUUGUCGCGCUGAUCAGAGGAAACUUGGAUUGUUGUUGCACGACUGCAUUCAGGUGCCCCGACAACUAGGAGAGGUCGCAGCCUUCGGAGGCUCCAACAUCGAGCCCUCAGUGCGCAGCUGCUUUGAACAGGCAUCUGCCGCCACUAAGGAGGGCGGUAAGGGAGGCACCCUCGACAGGAAAGAGAAAGAGAAAGACAAGGAUAAAGAGAAGGAAGACAAGGAGAAGACGAUCGAGCGCGACGCUGAUGGGCAGCUGCAGUACAUCGAGGCGUUCCACUUCCUGCAGUGGCUGCAGAAGGAGCCGCAGUCCAUGGUCUGGCUGCCAGUCCUGCACCGACUGGCUGCGGCCGAAAGCGCGCGCCACCAGGCCAAGUGUAACAUCUGCAAGGAUUACCCCAUCAUUGGGUUCAGAUACCGUUGUCUGAAGUGCUUCAACUUCGACAUGUGCCAGAAAUGCUUCUUCAGCGGACGUAAGGCCAAGAACCACAAGCUGACCCACCCCAUGCAGGAAUACUGCACUGCUACUACAUCUGGCGAGGAUGUGCGCGACUUCACCCGCGCGCUGCGUAAUAAGUUCAAGUCUGCUCGCUACUUCAAGAAGCACCCACGAGUUGGCUAUCUACCUGUGCAGACUGUUCUUGAAGGCGACGCCCUAGAGUCUCCCGCGCCGUCUCCGCAACAUGGCGCGGGCGCAGGCCUCACCGGCGGGGACGAUAUGCACUCGCGGCUGGAGCUGUACGCCUCGCGGCUGGCUCAGGUCGAACUCGGUGCUAGGCCCGGGGAUACUCCUGAUAGUGACGAAGAGCACCAGCUGAUCGCCCAGUACUGCGCCUCGCUGAACGGCGGCGGUGACGCGGACGAGGCGCCGCGCUCGCCCGUGCAGGUGGUGUCCAUCAUCCACCGCGAGCAGCGUCAUGAGCUCGAGGCUAUGAUCAGGGAGCUAGAGGAAGAGAACGCCAGCCUUCAAGCGGAGUAUGAGCGACUGAAGGCCAAACAGACCCCAGGGUCCACCCCGGAGGACCAGCAACAGCAUGCAGCUAUCACCGCGGUCGAUAAUCGCAACGCCGCUAUCCCCGCCGACCAGGACAUGAUGGCCGAGGCGCGGCUGCUACGCCAGCACAAGGGGCGGCUGGAGGCGCGGAUGCAGAUCCUCGAGGAGCACAACCGGCAGCUGGAGGCACAGCUGCAGAGACUGCGCCGUCUGCUCGAUGAACCGGCUCAGAGCUCGCCUCCGGGCCGCACGGGCACGCUGCAGACACGCUCGGUGACCGCCUCGCAGCUGGCCACCGACUCUCCAGCCAAGAUGCACAACGGACUCUACGACGGACCGCAAAAUGGCGGACGCGGGUGGGCGGGUCCGAGCGCCGAGCGCGAGCCGCUGCCACUGGCGGAGCGCCCGCCGCCGCCGCCGCAUAGCGUGCACUCGCUCAUGCAUUGCGCAGAUGACCUCGGACGCGCAGUCGAAGAGCUAGUAUCGGUGAUGACGGAGGAGCAGCAGAGCCAGUCCAGCAACCCGCCGCCGCAGUACUCCAACGGCAAGCCGGCGUCCGCCGACGAGUAGCGCCCCCGCACCACCCCAACCCUUCUACCCCCGCGGCCCCGUCCUCGCAAAACUGUCGUCCACCCUCUUAUCUCCUCUUGCUACAAUGGUAUUGCUUCACUUCCUUCACUUCAUAUAAGUUCACAUACAAAGCCUCUGUGUACCUAUAUACCUACUUUCAAAGAACACUACUAAUUUUCGACUCAGCGCUAACAAUCUGCACAAGCAAUGUCUACAUUACCUUGUAAUACAAGCUUAAACAUUCCAUUCACCACCUACUAAUACGAGCGGGCUUCUCGAAUACUUCACAAUCGAGUCUUACCAGCAAGUAAGAGAAGUAGCGCCGACAAGCCCGCGGCGGCUACGCGCGCCACCGGCGCCCGCGGCGCUCGGUAGCCGCACCUAGCCGCGCCUCGACGCCGACGAAAAUGUAUGCAACGCUUAUUAUCAAAUAAGGGCAUGCCAUUGUUGCAGUACGUAUCGUGAUUGAGUCAUUGUAACCCCCCCUCUGUAUCCUCGGCGAAGUACCCGUUUACUGUACCUACUCUAACCGACGUCCUCGACAGUGUUGCCAGAACGAAAUCUAUCAACGAAAAAGACACUGUAACGAGCAUUUAGGUAUAUUUUAAAAACAAUUGUACCAAAUUUUAUCAAAUAUGUAAAUCUUUUUUACAUACCUACCUAACUUUUUACAUAUCUAAUUAUAUAGUACAACUUGCAUACUAUCAUAUCACUUCUUGUAAAUUUCCCAUAUCAUUUUUGCUGUAUUAUACCGGCAUUUGUAUAAAUUUAUGACACGAUGCCUCGUCAUCGGAUUUUUAUUGAGGCGAUUCAAUAAUCGCGGACCGUAACGAUGUAAGCCAGCUUGGGACUUGUAAGGGAGAGCUUUAAUAGGAUCACAGUACUAGCUUUAACGACUAUACCGUUUUGGACAUGUUUUACGCCGACCGGAAGCAAGCGACACCCGCCAUACUCGGGCCUACUUUCUAGCAAAUAAAGUUAUUUAUUAGAUAGUCUUCAAACCUUCAAUAUACAUGUAUGCCAUAUCUCCGUGAUGGCCGUAGAUAGUAAUUUUUGUUAUUCUGCAAGUAGCAAGUAGUCGUAGCCGAACCAAUAUCAAACAUGUUAACGUGUAUGUUAUAUGUUACAUAUUAAUCAAAUUGUAUUGUUAGAUGAAACAUAUGGUUAAUCAAACUGCUUCUAUUCAAUGUAGUAGGUUUUCCUUUCUACAGUACCCACGUGUUGACCUGUCCGCGUAGUAGAACCUUUUAGUAGCCGCCCCGUGCUCUCCGAGCCGUGCGGGCUCGCUGCGCGCGCGCCGGCGCAUGUACCGCGCCCGCGGCCGCGGCGGCGCGGCGUCGUCUUACUACCACGCUACCCUUUAGAUAAGAAUAUAUUGGAGAGACUUUUAUACGAAUGUUAAGUAAUCUGUUGACGGUAACUUCGACCACACCAUAUCAUGGUUUUCCACGUUUACGUUAUGUUAGGUCGGCGGCCGCGCCGCGCCGGAGCGUUAUUUUAACGUUUAUAUUCCCAUUUACUAUCUUCUAGCUCCGCGACGGGCGGCCGCUGUUUUAUUAUACUUACUUACUCAAUAUUUUUAUUAUUAUUAAUUUGGCUAAUAUAGAAUUUAAGAAAAAGCACAAUUAUCAUUAUUUUAACAAAAAGUUAAUUCUAUUUACUACACUAAUAUCGUUAAUAAUUUUAUAGUAUCUGUUUAUCGGUAAUAUUAAUGUGGGUAGGUUUAUUUCCAAAACGUUGUAUCGGCAACUAUAAACAUAUUAUAUGUAUUACUUACUCCUGCAUUUAUUUGAUGGAUAUUUUACUGUGUUUAUGACAAUGUUUUAGAAGUUUAAUAAAUCCAAAUAAACAUUCAACAUAGUAAGA
Molecule: messenger RNA, 13071 nt
Organism: Pectinophora gossypiella (pink bollworm)
Lineage: Eukaryota; Metazoa; Arthropoda; Insecta; Lepidoptera; Gelechiidae
Product: dystrophin, isoforms A/C/F/G/H-like
Exons: 54
Coding region: 331-11205 (3624 amino acids)
Biological process (GO): synaptic signaling
Cellular component (GO): plasma membrane
Molecular function (GO): zinc ion binding; protein binding
Source: RefSeq, a predicted model, not a curated record